Messenger RNA from Hydatigera taeniaeformis, 423 nucleotides. The record is from the annotation of a GenBank genome assembly. Lineage: Eukaryota; Metazoa; Platyhelminthes; Cestoda; Cyclophyllidea; Taeniidae.
AUGGCAGAGGAGAUCAAGAAGCACUUUACGCCAAAUGGUGAGAACAUUGAUGCCAUUAUUGGUCUGGAAUCUCGUGGCUUUAUUUUCGGCAUUCUUCUCUCAACUUUUUUAAAAGUGCCCUUUGUUCCCAUUCGGAAAGCUGGCAAGCUUCCUGGCGAGUGUAUAAGAGGCAGUUACAACCUAGAAUACGGUUCUGCUACUUUUGAGCUGCAGAAGUCUGCAUUGAAGGCUGGGUCGAACGUCGUUCUGAUCGAUGAUGUGUUGGCCAUUGGCGGAACCAUGAGCGCGGCAUCGAAGCUCUGCAAGGAGGCUUCGUUAAACGUCCUCGGGGCGGGCAUGCUGUUGGAGGUAGCGGACUGCAAUGGCGGCGAGCGAUUGAAUGAACUGGGUUUGAAGUGGUUUUCUCUCCUCCAAUUGGCCUAG